Messenger RNA from Tarenaya hassleriana, 1369 nucleotides. Its product is annotated as NAC domain-containing protein 30-like. The transcript is spliced from 5 exons. The coding region runs from base 1 to 1269 and encodes 422 amino acids. The record is from RefSeq and is a predicted model, not a curated record. Gene Ontology annotation, molecular function: DNA binding. Gene Ontology annotation, biological process: regulation of DNA-templated transcription. Lineage: Eukaryota; Viridiplantae; Streptophyta; Magnoliopsida; Brassicales; Cleomaceae.
AUGGAUUCGAAGAGUCACUCCCCAGAAAAUUUCAGCUUCCCGGUGAUAUCUGCUUGCAUCGAUUCUCCUCAACUUUGGCCAGAGACUUUCCUCCGGGACGACGCACACAGGAUGAGCUUCUCGAGCCGUUUGAGCGAGGAGAAGAUGGACAUGCUGUGGGAAGAUCUCAACGACGACCUUAUUAUUUGUCGCAGUCCGAGGGUCCAAUCCGACAAGAAGUCUUCGGCCUCCGACACCGCCGUGAACUUGACGAAGAAGCCGAAUGUGUUGGUGUUCAUGAGUGUAUUGAAGAAGCUUCUCCUCCUCCGGAGGUCGCCGGCGAAAAAUCGCCCACGUUGCAUGUUACAGGGAACGGUGAAUAAAAUGAUGGAAUCAUGUAUGCCACCGGGAUUCAGGUUUCAUCCGACGGAGGAAGAGCUCGUCGGUUAUUACCUAAAGAGGAAGAUCGAUUCGAUGAAGAGCGCCUUGGAUGUCAUCGUAGACAUUGAUCUCUACAAAAUGGAGCCAUGGGACAUUCAAGAGAGGUGCAAAUCAGGGUACGAAGAGCAAAACGAAUGGUACUUCUUCAGCCACAAGGACAGGAAGUAUCCAACGGGGACGAGGACCAACAGAGCGACAGCCAUCGGAUUCUGGAAAGCCACCGGCAGGGACAAGGCUGUCCUGUCCAAGGACACGGUGAUAGGUAUGAGAAAGACACUUGUCUUCUACAAAGGUCGAGCUCCUAAUGGCAGAAAAACCGAUUGGAUCAUGCAUGAAUACCGUCUCCAAAACUCUCAACACGCUCCUCCUCAGGAGGAAGGAUGGGUGGUAUGUCGAGCAUUCAGGAAGCCAACUUCAAACCAGAGGCCAUAUGGGUACGAGUCAUGGCCGAACCAUCUCUACCACCUCAACCAUCACCAAACCAUCAACGGUUCCUCAUCAAGCCAAAACGUCAACCAAAUGCUCAUGAACAAUCUCUGCUAUGGCGGCAUGGAGCUCCCACAGCUCCAUAGCCCGAAUUUGUCACAGAGUCUUGGGACGACGACUAGCAAGGAUCAGCGAGAGGGCUUCGAGCAAGAAGAAGGGGAGAGCUUCAACGGCAUUGAUUGGAAAACUGUUGAUGGUUUCCUUGCGACGCAAAUCACAGCCGAAAACUCUCACUCCAAUGUUCUUCUGUCUUCUUUUGAGUCACAGUCGUAUCCAUUGAGCUUGCCUCCCAUACACCAAAACUAUAACGAGCUCGGAGCUAAUACUACUCACAUUCUUGGAUGCUUCCCUGACUCGAAAUAAAGACUUCUUUGCCAUUGGCUACAGUUUCAUAAUGGUAAUCUGUUUGUUUUGUCUGGAAAAUAGUACAUACUAGUAAUGAUUCAUAUGUAUAAUAGGAGUU